Molecule: messenger RNA, 1608 nt
Organism: Meloidogyne enterolobii
Lineage: Eukaryota; Metazoa; Nematoda; Chromadorea; Rhabditida; Meloidogynidae
Source: the annotation of a GenBank genome assembly
AUGCUUGAAUGUCAUACACCUAUACAUCCAAUAGUGCCACAUUUACUAGAAAAUUUUGCGAGUAGUUGUAUUCCAUCAGAAACAUAUCCUCAUUUUAAUCAAUCAAUUGAUGAACAAUUUUUCCAGGAAAUAUUUUCUGGAGAAAUUUUUGAUGAUUCCAAACUUGUUAUUCGAAUACUUUCACUCGCUUUUCUUAUUGCUUUUACUUUCAAAUUGGAUUCGUCUUCAAAUAAGGAAGGAGGGACAAUUAAAACACCUAAAGCUUAUAGUCAAUCAUUAUGGAAAUCUAUUCCAAUUCGUUAUUUGUUAAUUGUGGCAGAUAUGAGACAUUCAGACUUUCAACACAUUAGACUGAUGUUACAGAGAUAUUUGGUAUUAAGCCUUCCCCAUCUACUUCCAGAGCAAAUACAUUUUGACUCGUUUAAAGGCCAAACUACACAUAUUUUUACUCGUGGAAAGAGAGGUAUCGUCCCCGUUUCUGAAUUCAAUUGUGCCUUGGAAGAUGCAACCAACGGACGUGGAUUCUUUAAACUUUCAAAAUUAACUGAUUUAUUGUUUAAUCUGCCAAUUCAGUCACAAAUGCCUCAUUUUGAAAAUAUUUUGCAAGCGAUGACUGUAUCGUUGGAUGAAGAGCGUUGGCCACGUGCAUUAGUAGAAAAAUUGGAACUUUUGUGGGAACGUUUUGAUAGCGUUCUCCCUCGCCGUCUACACGAAGAUACAAUCCGUUUAUGGCUCAAAUCUCCUCAAGCUUCACAAAUUCCAAAUUUAGAUGAUCGGGACAACGAUUUUAUUAUAUCGCAUACUCCAUUAAUUUUAUUCAGAGCGGACUCUCGUGUUUUUAAAAGUCCACCACAUUUAAAAUGUUUUUGCCGUUUAUUAGCUUUUUAUUUGGCUGCAAGUAGAGAUGCAAAUUAUCUUAAAUUAACGAGGGCAAUUGCUUAUAAUACGAAAAGUGAAAUGGCAGAAAAAGAAGAAUUACUUCGUUCAUUCAUUGGAACACAGCGUUUAGCUGUAGUUCAAGUAUUUAUUGAAUUGUGUGAUGGAAACCCCAAAGAUAUACCUAAUUUGGAAGAAAUUCAACAAAUUUUAUGUUCACAAAUACAUCAAUUUUUUAUUGCAGAUACUCAUUUGCCUAAAUUAGUUCAUUUUAAUAUGUACCCAUUAAGAUUAAUACCAGUUAUAGUCAAAAAAGUUCCUUCAACUCAUGUUUUAAUUAAUUCUAUAAAUGAACUUCUUACUGGAGGAAAUUUGGAAAGGCGUAUUUUUACUAUUGUUUUGAUGACUGAAUUGUUGGAAAAUUACAAAAUUCCACCGGCUUUUGCUGCCUUAACUCUAAUAUCUGAUUUAUUGGACACUUUAAUCUCAAAUAUUAUCAAUGAAGAAUUUAUUAUUUUAAUGUUAAAUAUAACAAAUUCAUUGGCACGUUUAAUAAUGCUUUCACCCUUCCAUGCAGAACAUUUUUUGGCAACAAUUUAUAGAACAAGAAAAUUAGCAUUAAAUAGGCUUGCAUUAUAUACAAGUUAUACAAAAGCUAGAAUAUCCCCGGAACAAAAAUUAAUUGAAAUGAUAGAUAAGGUUUUAGAAAAAUUACCUAAAUUACCUGAAUAA